Aspergillus wentii DTO 134E9 is the source of this 1064-nucleotide messenger RNA. RefSeq lists its product as uncharacterized. Lineage: Eukaryota; Fungi; Ascomycota; Eurotiomycetes; Eurotiales; Aspergillaceae. The record is from RefSeq and is a predicted model, not a curated record. The coding region runs from base 62 to 1024 and encodes 320 amino acids. The transcript has 4 exons. Gene Ontology annotation, molecular function: arylformamidase activity.
ACCGAUUCCCCUCGUUAUAAAUGCAGUAGAACCACCAUUUCCAAGCCAACCACAACAUACCAUGUCUACCUGCAUCCCCUUCGACUCCCUCUCCCUAGACCCCAAUGGCCCUCCCGGCAACGCAUGGGGCAGAUUCGGUCCCCAAGACGAACUGGGCAGUCUGAAUCUCCUCACUCCGGCCGUGAUUGUCCAGGCAGCCCGUGAGAUCCAGACCGGAGUGCGCAUAUCGCUCGACUGGCCGUUGAGCAUGCCCACGUAUCCGAGUUUCGGGCGGAGUCCGAUGAAACAGGAGAUUGUGCCUCAGAAGACGAACUGUAUCAAUGAUGAUAUUUUGACGUUCAACUCGCAGGGGUCAACGCAGUGGGAUGGGUUUCGGCAUUAUGCGAAUCAGAAGAUGAAGCGGUUUUAUAAUAAUCAUACGCAGGAGGAGAUCGAGACGUCGGAUGUGAUUGGUCUUCAUGUUGUCGCCGACGCUGGAGGAAUCACCGGCCGUGGUGUCCUGUUGGAUUAUGCCAGCUGGGCUGAAUCCAAGAAUAUCACCGUUGAAGCACUAUCAUCAACAGCAAUCACCAUCGCCGAUAUCAAACAGCUAGUCAAAGACUACAACAUCGACUUCCAUCCUGGUGAUAUUCUAUUCGUCCGGACUGGAUUCACAGCUGCAUAUAACAAGCUCUCCGACGAAGAAAGAAAGGCACUCGCAAACAGACCAACGCCAGACUUUAUCGGUGUAGAGGCAACGGAAGAGACGCUUCGUUGGCUGUGGGGGCAUCAAUUUGCUGCCAUCGCGGGAGAUUCGACAAGUUUUGAACGAGCGCCGAUUCGAGGCAGCCAUGCGGAUCCUCGAUAUAAUCUUCAUGAAUGGGUGUUGGCUGGCUGGGGAUGUCCGAUUGGUGAACUGUUCGAUCUGGAGAGGCUAUCGCAACAUUGCAAGGAGACAGGGAGAUAUUCAUUCUUUCUAUCCAGUAUGCCACUAAAGGUCAUUGGAGGAGUCGCAAGUCCCCCCAACGCAUUUGCCAUCUUCUAGUAUAGAUAAUAUCUACAAAAGAAAUUCACCCUUUGUUUUC